GAGCGUCUCCCACGUGGGUGUAGAGGGUGCUGUCAGUCUGCAGACCUCUCCAGCAGACCACCUUCAGUCCAUUCAAACUGAGCAGCAGAAGUUUCUCCAGGACUCCUCCGGGGCUGAGCGGUAUCUCAACUCUUCAUCCUUUUUUCAUCUUCAACUGCUGGAGCUGCUGCACUCAUGGCUGUAGUGAGGUUCUACAGUCAUGAAGCUGUGGGGGGGCGGGGCUUACAGAGGGCAGCCAAGCUCUACCCCAAGCUGUCAAUCACCACCGAGCUGUGCUACAACGUGGAGCUGACAGGCUGCAGGAGUCUCAGUGCCGACCAGAAGGAGGUUCUCCUCUGGUUGUUCCGUCCUCCCCUGCAGGCAUCACCGCUAUCUGAGGAACCAAACCUCCGAGAGGGCAGCGGGGAGAAACUGGUGGAGAUUGGACCCAGGUUGAACUUUUCUACCGCCUGGUCCACCAACACCGUGUCCAUCUGCCAGAGCGCCGGCCUCACUGACAUCACACGGGUUGAGCUGUCUCGCAGGUUUCUAAUCAAGCCGAAGGACGGAGAGAGCGUGAAGGAUCCUGACGGAGACAUGACGGAGCUGAUCGAGUGUCUCUAUGACAACAUGACAGAAUGCAUCUAUCAACGCCCCAUCACCUCCUUCGCCGUGGAAACCAAACCGCAGCCGGUGUUCGAGGUGGACAUCCUGGGGCGGGGUCGCCAGGCCCUGGAGGAGGCCAACGAUAACAUGGCUCUGCUCUUUGACUCCUGGGAUGUGGACUACUACACGUCGAUGUUCCAGAGGAUCCAGAGGAACCCCACCAGUGUGGAGUGUUUUGACCUGGCCCAGUCCAACAGCGAGCACAGUCGUCACUGGUUCUUCCGGGGGCGGAUGGAGAUCGAUGGGGAGGAGCAGAAGGAGACUCUGUUCAGCCUCAUCAUGGAGACGCAGCAGCACAGCAACCAGAACAACGUCAUCAAGUUCUGUGAUAACAGCAGUGGCAUCAAAGGAGUGGAGCUGGAGUGUUUUUACCCUAAAGAUCCGUCCCGAGCCAGCCAGUAUGAGACACGCCCCUCGCUGAGACACGUCAUCUUCACCGCCGAGACGCACAACUUCCCAACAGGUGUAGCGCCGUUCAGCGGAGCCACCACGGGGACAGGAGGUCGGAUCAGAGACGUGCAGAGCGCCGGGCGGGGAGGACACGUCAUCGCCGGCACCGCAGGGUACUGCUUCGGCAACCUGCACAUACCAGGUUACGUUCUCCCCUGGGAGUCUGAGGGAGAAGACUCGUAUCCUCCAAAGUUCGCCCGUCCGCUGCAGGUGGCGGUGGAGGCCAGUGACGGCGCCUCAGACUACGGCAACAAGUUUGGAGAGCCCGUCCUGUCAGGUUUCGCUCGUUCUUUCGGCAUGCGGCUGCCUAACGGAGAGCGGCGAGAAUGGAUUAAGCCAAUCAUGUUCAGUGGCGGUCUCGGCUCUAUUGAAGAUGCACAUGUGAAGAAAGAAGAGGCAGAGACUGGAAUGGAAGUGGUGAAGAUCGGAGGGCCGGUGUACAGGAUCGGUGUGGGAGGAGGAGCCGCCUCCUCUGUGCAGGUGCAGGGUGAUAACUCCAGCGGCAGAGAUCUGGACGCGGUGCAGAGAGGAGACGCUGAGAUGGAGCAGAAGAUGAAUCGAGCUCUCAGGGCGUGUCUGGAGAAAAGCAGCGGGAACCCAAUCUGCAGUAUCCAUGAUCAGGGGGCGGGAGGAAACGGUAAUGUGCUGAAGGAGCUCAGUGAGCCAGCAGGAGCUGUAAUCUACUGCAGCAGAUUCAAGAAAGGGGACCCCACCCUGAGUGUGCUGGAGCUGUGGGGGGCGGAGUACCAGGAGAGCAACGCGCUGCUGCUCCGUCCGUCAGACAGGGACUUCCUGGAGCGAGUGUGUCGGAGGGAGAAGUGUCCCGUUGACUUCGUGGGAAACAUCACCGGAGACGGCAAGAUCGUGCUGGUGGAUGACCAGGGAGGCCGCGGUGAUCCGGCAGACGGCGGCCGCUGUCCUGUCGACCUGCAGCUGGAGUGGGUUCUGGGUAAAAUGCCUCAGAAGGAGUUUAAGAUGGAGCGCGUGGCUCCGAUCCUGCAGCCUCUCACUCUUCCUGCGGGGCUGAACGUCAGACAAGCACUGGACAGAGUUUUACGUCUUCCUGCUGUAGCGUCCAAACGCUACCUGACCAACAAGGUGGACCGCUCUGUGACUGGGUUGGUGGCCCAGCAGCAGUGUGUCGGCCCUCUUCACACCCCGUUGGCCGACGUGGCUGUUGUUGCUCUGUCCCCGUUCAGCCUGGAGGGAGCAGCGACCGCCAUCGGGGAGCAGCCAAUUAAAGGCCUGCUCUGUCCUGCAGCUGGGGCUCGCAUGGCCGUCGGAGAGGCUCUGACCAAUCUGGUGUUCGCCAAAGUCACAGCUCUGAAGGAUGUGAAGUGUAGUGGUAACUGGAUGUGGGCUGCCAAGCUGCCCGGUGAGGGAGCCUGUCUGUGGGACGCCUGCAGAGCCAUGUGUGAGGUCAUGGGUCAGCUGGGCGUGGCCGUGGACGGGGGAAAGGACUCUCUGAGCAUGGCGGUCAGAGCGGGGACGGAGACGGUCAAAGCUCCAGGUGCUCUGGUUAUUUCGGCAUAUGCUGUUUGUCCUGACAUCACAGCCACCGUGACACCCGACCUCGAGGAUCCAGAUGGAAAAGGCGUGUUGUUGUGGGUUCCUCUCAGUCCAGGCCUCCAUCGUCUGGGCGGCUCGGCCCUGGCUCAGUGCUACAACCAGCUGGGAGACUGCUCUCCUGACCUGGAGACGCCUCAGUUAUUGACCGCCUGCUUCAACGCCACGCAGACACUGUUACACGAUCGUUUGCUGAGUGCAGGACACGACAUCAGCGAUGGCGGCCUUGUUACCUGCUUGCUGGAGAUGGCGUUUGCAGGGAAUCGUGGGAUUGAUGUUGAGUUGUCAUCACAAGGAACUGGAGUGAUGGAGCUGCUGUUCAGCGAGGAGCUGGGUUUGGUUCUGGAGGCUUCAGAGCUCCACGUGGAGUCGGUGUGUCGGAGAUACAGCGAGGCGGGCGUGCAGUGCCACCGCGUCGGCAGGACCUGCGGCUUCGGACCCGAGGCUGUGGUCAGAGUUCGUGUGGAUGGCCAGGAGGUGCUGAGGGAGCCGCUGCCUGACCUCAGAGCGUUAUGGGAGGACACCAGCUUCCAGCUGGAGCGUCUCCAGGCCAACGAGCUCUGUGUCAGACAGGAAGAGGAAGGGCUCGCCAAGAGGACGCAGCCCUGCUUCAAACUGACCUUUGACCCCUCUGAAAUACCCAGCAUCAGCCCUCUCAGUUCAGCUCGUCCCCGUGUGGCUGUGGUCAGAGAAGAGGGCAGUAACGGAGACCGAGAGAUGGCGGCGUCUCUGUAUAUGGCGGGCUUCGAGGUGUGGGAUGUCAACAUGCAGGACCUGUGCUCUGGCUCCGUCACUCUGGAGUCUUUCAAAGCGGUCGUGUUUGUCGGUGGAUUCAGCUACGCGGACGUGUUGGGAUCCGCUAAAGGUUGGGCUGCCACUGUUGCAUAUAAUCCCAAGGCCAAGGCUGAGUUUGAUCGCUUCCGGCAGCGGGAGGACACGCUGAGUCUGGGAGUGUGUAACGGCUGCCAGCUGCUGGCCCUGCUGGGCUGGGUGGGCCAGGGCCAGGACGGAGCAGAGUCCGAGGUGGUGCUGACCCAUAAUAAGUCUGGAAGGUUUGAGUCUCGGUUCGUCAGCGUUGGGAUCCAGAAGUCCCCGUCCGUCUGGCUCCGCGGCAUGGAGGGCUCCGCUCUGGGGGUCUGGGUCGCACAUGGAGAAGGUCUGAUGCAAUUCCGCAGCUCGCCGGCCCAGGACCUGAUUCUCUCCGGAGGGCUCGCCCCCGUCCGUUACCUCGACGACCAGGGUCGUCCCACUGAAGAGUACCCUCUGAACCCAAACGGCUCCCCGCAGGGCGUGGCGGGGCUCUGCUCCAGGGACGGGAGACACCUGGCCAUGAUGCCCCACCCGGAGCGCUGCACCCUGGGCUGGCAGUGGCCCUGGGCCCCCCGGGACUUCAGACCCUCCCUCACACCGUCGCCGUGGCUACGCAUGUUUAGGAACGCUGCUGCAUGGUGCAGCAACACGGAGUGAUACUCAGUCUGUUUACAUUUCUGUUGCUGCCAAAGCAGAAUUACUUUUGGUAACGCUUUAUAAUAAGGUGCUUAAUAACCAUUAAUUAACAAGUAAUAAGGCAUUGUUCUCACUUUAGAUCCGGUAGCUGCAAAAAGCAUAGUUAACUUAUAGUUAACUUAUAAUAGAUGAACAAUAAAGUAUAUUUUAAUAUCAAUAAGCAAACAAAAUAAGAUUAAUAAAGGCAUGGCAAAGACAUAAUGGGUGGGUCAUGGGUGUGUGUAAUGCCAUUAUUAACACUUAUAUAAGCUUAUAAACACACAAUAAUGUUAAUAAGCAUCUUGUAAGGAAUUAAAAGGGCCUUAUUACUUGUUAAUUAAUGGUUAUUACAAGGACCUUAAUAUAAAGUGUUACCUUACUUUCUUAUUUGGGGGUUGUGAGUCAACUGAAACUGUCUUUAUUACUCUAAUCAUGUAAUGCACCUUUAACUCACUGUGGUACUUCACCUGUUUGCAUUAUUACCGUUACCUGCUGUCAUACUUUAAGACUGUGAGACUGUUCUUGUUGACUUUGUUUGCAUUCUUUAGGUUUCAUUCUGGCAAUCGCUGUAUAUUUUACAAACCUGUUGGGUUCUGCUGAGUCAGUGUUGCUUUGCUGAAACUUUAGAAUUUGCUAAUAAAUAAUAAAACCGCAGAAACGUGUGCAGCGUGUUAUAACACAUAAUAAGAAAGGCACAUAAGCCAAUAAAUA
Messenger RNA from Centropristis striata (black sea bass), 4857 nucleotides. It is a transcript of the gene pfas, whose product is annotated as phosphoribosylformylglycinamidine synthase. The record is from RefSeq and is a predicted model, not a curated record. The coding region runs from base 175 to 4128 and encodes 1317 amino acids. NCBI's taxonomy places the organism in Eukaryota, Metazoa, Chordata, Actinopteri, Perciformes, Serranidae. Gene Ontology annotation, molecular function: phosphoribosylformylglycinamidine synthase activity. Gene Ontology annotation, biological process: 'de novo' IMP biosynthetic process. The transcript is spliced from 28 exons.